This is a messenger RNA of Papaver somniferum (opium poppy), 357 nucleotides long. RefSeq names its product BTB/POZ domain-containing protein At3g56230-like. Gene Ontology annotation, molecular function: protein binding. The coding region runs from base 1 to 357 and encodes 118 amino acids. NCBI's taxonomy places the organism in Eukaryota, Viridiplantae, Streptophyta, Magnoliopsida, Ranunculales, Papaveraceae. The transcript is spliced from 2 exons. The record is from RefSeq and is a predicted model, not a curated record.
AUGGAAGUAACAAAACAAACAAAAGAAGAAAUGAAAACGAGAGAAGAAAGGUGGAUAAAUUAUCUUGGUGGAUUAGCUGUUGCAUUUACAGAUGAAAGUCAUUCGGAUAUUCAAGUCAAGCCUGGCGAUGGACCUUCUAUACCUGCACAUAAAUUUUUGUUGGCAAUUAGGUCUGAAGUUUUCAAACAUAUGUUAUCAUCAGAUACAUGCAAGUCUGCGCAAAUUGACUCCGUAUGUCUACCUGAGUUCAAUCAUGAACAGCUUCAGACUUUCUUGGAGUUGCUUUACUGUGGAAAUUUGGCCAAAGAGAAGUUUGAGAUGCAUUAUUACCGUCUAGCACUUGCAUCUCAUAAGUAG